Prunus persica (peach) is the source of this 1638-nucleotide messenger RNA. Its product is annotated as beta-glucosidase 24. Bases 1 to 1638 code for a protein of 545 amino acids. Lineage: Eukaryota; Viridiplantae; Streptophyta; Magnoliopsida; Rosales; Rosaceae. Gene Ontology annotation, biological process: carbohydrate metabolic process. The transcript has a single exon. Gene Ontology annotation, molecular function: beta-glucosidase activity. The record is from RefSeq and is a predicted model, not a curated record.
AUGACAUUCUCACCACCAUUUUUAAGGGUUUCACAUGGUAUGUGUGCCAUUGUUUUGAUUGCCUUUUUGUCACAAUUAGUUUCUGUGAAUGCUGAUCUAGAGGAACAUUUGCUCAAUGCACUGAAUCCUAAAGAAUUGCAAGUCAAGAGGUCUCACUUCCCUAGAGAUUUUGCGUUUGGAGUCUCCACUUCUGCUGCACAAAUAGAAGGCUCAACAAAAGAAGGAGGAAGAGGACCAAGUGUUUGGGACCACUUCAUUGAGAAAAAUCCAGAAAUAAUAUAUGACCACUCUAACUUGUUCACAGCCAUCGAUUCGUAUAAACGAUACAAGGAAGAUGUGAAGGCUGUGAAAGACCUCGGAGUCGAUUCGUACAGAUUCUCCAUCUCCUGGACUAGGAUUCUUCCUAACGGAACCUUGAGUGGAGGAAUAAACCAAGAGGGUAUUGAUUACUACAAUAACCUGAUUGAUGAAGUAAUCAAAAAUGGCCUCACACCCUAUGUGACCAUAUACCAUUUUGAUGCACCACAAGCCUUGGAGGACAAGUAUGGAGGCUUCUUGAAUCGCUCAAUUGUGAACGAUUUCAAGGACUAUUGUGAAAUUUGUUUUAAAACAUUUGGAGAUAGGGUCAAGAAUUGGAUUACAAUCAAUGAACCGUAUAUUAUUGCCGUAAUGGGGUAUGAUAGCGGGGUUUCUCCACCAGGGAGGUGUUCUGUACCAUCCUUAUUUCCAUGUACAAGUGGGAAUUCUUCUACUGAGCCUUACAUUGUGACCCAUAACCUUCUUCUUGCCCAUGCCACAGCGGUUAGGCUCUACAGAGAAAAGUUUCAAGAAAAGCAAGGUGGACAAAUUGGAAUUAGUCUUGUAGGGCAAUAUGCUGAGCCUUAUUCAGAAUCACUCCUAGACAGAGCAGCAGCAAUAAGAGUUUUGGACUUUCAACUUGGAUGGUACAUGGAACCAUUGGUGUCGGGCCAAUAUCCGAGGAGUAUGAGAGUUUUGGUCAAGGAAAGGCUACCCAAAUUCAACAAGGAAGAGAAGAAACUGAUCAAUGGAUCCUUUGAUUUUAUUGGGAUCAAUUAUUAUACCGCAAGGUAUGCUAAACACGACCCAAUAAGUCCAAACAAGGCAAUGUGCUACCGCAAUGAUGCUUUGGCUUUGUCAUUGGUUGAAAAUAUAGAUGGAGAUCAAAUUGGUCCUCCGGCUAAAGGAAGCUUCAUGAUCUAUAGUUAUCCACAAGGUUUGGAGAAACUUUUGGUGUUCAUGAAGCAAAACUACCAGAACCCUAAGAUUUACAUUUCCGAAAACGGAAUCAGUGAGGUGGAGGAAGAGGAGAAUGGGCUUGAUGGAGCACUAAGGGAUCCUCAUAGAAUUCAAAGUGUUCUUAGGCAUUUAUUCUGGAUCAACAAGGCAAUGGAGAAGGGUGUGAAUGUAAAGGGGUAUUUUUGUUGGACCCCAUUUGAUAAUUUUGAAUGGGGGAUGGGCUAUACGCAAAAGUUCGGGCUUUAUUACGUCGACCACAAAGACAAUCUUAAGCGCAUUCCCAAACAGUCUGCUAAGUGGCUCCCUAUAUUCCUAAAUGGUCAAGAUGAACUUCAGCUUAGACACGAAUUGCCAAAUAUCUUGAGCACCAUCUUAUUAUGA